AUGGCGCACAAGGAGAGCCAGUUCGAUGAUGCGAGCAUCUCGUGCCAGGCGGUGCCUGUCGUUGACUCGCUGUCCGAGGAUGAGCGAGAGAUCGAGCCCAAGCUACGGCGCAAGCUGGAUACUCGGAUCAUGCCCAUCGCUAUGCUGGUCUACCUUCUCAAUUAUAUUGAUCGUUCGAAUUAUACCGCGGCUCGUCUGCAGGGGCUGGAGCGCGACCUCAACCUCUCUACAUCGCAGUAUCAGGUCGGUCUCUCGGUGUUCUUUGUUGGGUAUGUUCUCGGCCCGAUACCGUCGAAUAUGCUCUUAAACUACCUGGGGCGUCCGUCGAGUUUCAUUGGGAUAUUUGGUGUUUCUUGGGGCCUGGUGACGCUCUUGACGUCGCAGGUGAAAGGCUAUGGAUCUCUUGCUGCUUGCAGGUUCAUUUUGGGAGUCGUUGAAGCACCGUUGUUCCCCGGGAUUAUCUUCUAUCUUUCGAAAUGGUAUACGCAGAGUGAAUUGAAUAUGCGCAUCAGCAUAUUCUACUCCGCUUCUUUAAUUUCAAAUGCCUUCGGGAGCCUCAUAGCUGCGGCUAUCCUGAGAGGGAUGGACGGUGACCGGGGACUCUCCGCCUGGCAGUGGCUAUACAUCAUUGAAGGAGCCAUUUCCAUAUUCGCCGGUCUCAUAGCCUGGUACCUGCUGCCAGACUUCCCCGAGAACUGGAGUGCAUUGUCCCCCGAGAUGAAACACGUCGCGAUGCGACGGAUGACACUGCAAGCCGCCGAAUCCGACGUCGAUGAGGGCAGCGCCCACUCCCAACUCCAUGGCUUGAAACUCGCUUUCACCGACCCGAAAGCCUACAUCUUCGUCGCCAUGUACACCUGCCUCUGCGGCGCCAUUGGCUCCACCAACUUCUUCCCAACGCUGACUACAUCCCUCGGCUACAACCACACCAUUUCCCUCCUCCUCGCGGCGCCCCCGUUCCUCUUCAUAACGAUCAUAAGCUACAUCCACAGCUUCUUCAGCGACAAGCUGCAGACCCGUUUCUGGUUCUUCCUCUACCCGGCCCCCAUCGCCAUCGCCGGCCUAGUCACCUUCAUGAGCGUCGACGCCUUCGGCCCAAAAUACUUCGCCGCCUUCCUCAUGCUGUUCUGCGCCUGCAUGAUGGGCACCGUCCUCAGCUGGGCUGCAAGCACCGUGCCCCGGCCCCCAGCAAAACGCGCCGUUAUCUUUGCCUUUAUGAACGGGGUCGGGAACACCGCGAGUAUCUGGACGCCCUUUACGUAUCGCGACGCAGACUGGCCGCGUUACCGCCUUGCGCUGGGGAUCUGCGUGGGGUUGCUGGUGGUGGCGACGUUGCUGGGGACUUUGAUGCGGCUCAUCCUGGCUCGCGAGAAUAAGAGGCUUGAGAGGGACGAGAGGGAGGCGGUCCAGGGCCUGCAGAAUGGGCUUUCGAAUGGAGUAAGGGGGUUUCGGUAUAUUUUGUAA
Molecule: messenger RNA, 1464 nt
Organism: Aspergillus clavatus NRRL 1
Lineage: Eukaryota; Fungi; Ascomycota; Eurotiomycetes; Eurotiales; Aspergillaceae
Product: MFS transporter
Exons: 6
Coding region: 1-1464 (487 amino acids)
Biological process (GO): transmembrane transport
Cellular component (GO): membrane
Molecular function (GO): transmembrane transporter activity
Source: RefSeq, a predicted model, not a curated record